CAGUCGAACCAGACAGCCCGCUCUCUUCACACCGAGCACAUGUAGUAGUUCUUCUCGCGUGGUAGUUAACUAUUUCGCUAAUUUGUAACUAUUCUUCUUAAUUGGUAGGUCAUCUCAACGUUACAAAAAUGGACGCGGAGGGCGUGAACAACAUUAACCAGGAUCUUUACAACUCUUUGUGUCAAGUUGAGGAUCCUGACCCUACCGUGGUGACGAUUGGUUUGAAAGGGCUGAUGAAAUGUAUGGAGAUUGCGGGGAAGACAACCAAGUUUCGGAGAAUUUGGGCCCCAAUAGUUUAUAAAGCCCAGAUGAAACUUCUUAAUUCAACCGACGGCGAAGUUGUGGCAAAUUUGGGACAAGGACUUUUUAAGACGUUGUCACUCACGGAGAAAGAUCCAAAUGUUUACCGUCAUAAGGAGACCAAAUAUGACGAAACUCUUCAACGAGUUCUAUUCACUAUGCAGAUGGACACCUCCGGUUGUCCUGCUCGUAAAGAGUGGUUAAUUCAUUUGGAAAAAUUCAUCCAAAUAAUGGGCCUUGCCAAUUUGCGUUGGCUUGACAGGAUUAACCAAAUCAUGCUUAACUUCGUGGCACCAGGACAAAAACAAGAAUGGGUGCUAAUUUUAAAGGUUGUCCAUGCCAUGAUCGAAGCAACAUGGAUGGAACCCACCAUGCGGUCGUGGGUUCAAAUUACGACCAAGAUUCUCUCCCAACUUCAAGACAACGCUCCAGUAGAAACGGAAGAUAAAGCUGAAAUUUAUUUCAAUAUUCAGCUCUGCUAUGAACUCAUGGGGAAAUGUACUAACUUUAGUUCAAUUCAGUCUGAUUUACGCUUCAUGAUCAGAAUGAUCGAGGUUCACGGCCAGGACCAGCCGAAUCAGGUUCAUCUUCUCGCGAAAUUUGACGAGUGUGAACUCCGAAAAUUUUUGUAGGAUGAGCAAACUAUUUACUUAUUGUUUACUGAUCUCCAAUUCAUGCAAUAAUAAAUUGUAAGAGUAAACUCAUGUUUUUUACGUUUUUUACAAAGAAGUAAAAUAAAAAGUACACCGUACUAAUUACUAUUUAA
This is a messenger RNA of Folsomia candida, 1066 nucleotides long. RefSeq lists its product as uncharacterized. The transcript has 4 exons. Bases 129 to 932 code for a protein of 267 amino acids. The record is from RefSeq and is a predicted model, not a curated record. Lineage: Eukaryota; Metazoa; Arthropoda; Collembola; Entomobryomorpha; Isotomidae.